AUGGCGCUUGAGGAGCUGUCCACCACCGUGAGCAAGCUGACGUUCAACAUCUUUGGCUCCGAGUCCGAAAGGAAGGUCGGCAGCUUCCUGUUCAACGAGAAGGCCGAGUGGGCGACUUCGCGGGAGCUGCACGGCCUCGCCGCCUUGACCUUCAACGAAAAGGAGUGCGCCGGCGUGAUGGCCGUGAUCGGGAAGGCCCUCAACCCCAAGGACAGCACCUGGCGCACCUUGAACAAGGCGGUCAGACUCCUCCGCCACUUCGUCUUGUACGGUGCAGAGAGAUGUGUGGACCACGCCUGGGAUCAUCAGCGACGGAUAGAAGAGCUAAGACGAUACAACUCUGCCAUGCACGGGCGCACCUCGACGUUGAACGGAGGCGGCACGGACUUCGGGGGUCCCGUGCGAGAGGCCGCCGCGGAGGACGACGCCUUCGGAAUUGUCCCGCAAGGCUCUAUGGGUGCCAAGUUCGACCUGAAACAGGUGCCGGGUCUGUACGAGGGUAGACCUGACCGCUACUUCGACGACAAGGCCGAUCCCAGGAAGAGAAGCCAGGGGGUGGAAGACAGCGACCACACCAGACAGGCCCAGGCUGUGGACCUACUAGACCUAGACAUCGGAGGAGAGACCACGCCCACGGCCAGCGUGCCGGAGGCCCAAGACCUAGUUCGCGCCGGAAAAGAGGCCACGCUGGCGGAACAGCUCAAAGCGCAGCAGCAGCAGCUCGAGCAGCUCCGGAUCCUUAUGCUCAGCAAGGGACGUCAGGGUGGCGGCGGCGGUGGCGGUGGCGGUGGCGGUGCAGGGCUUGUUGGGGGUAUCGGCGGAGUGGCAGCACAGGGAGGGGGGGGCAUGACGAUGGGAAGUGCACAGGGUGGCAGCGUGGCAAUAGCCGGGAGCGGCUUCGGGGGAGCGGGGGCAGCAGCAGGGGGUGGAGGACAAGCAGCAGUGGACAAGGUUUCGGAUGCGUUUGGGUCUGUGGGGCUGGGAGAGGGGGGUGGGGGGCUAGGUCAGCAACCGCGACAGGGCUAGCUAGCGAGCUUGGCUCGAGGCUCCGCCGCUGGACGCGGACGGGAUUUGGGGUGGGGUGGGGAGGAACCAUGGAUGUAAUUUUGGAUGGGUGGGUCGGAAUUUAGAUCAGUUUUCUGUCUGGCUGAAGUUAAGGGGCGUUCUGUCUUUAGCGCCGAAGGGAGGUGAGUGUUGCCCAGCUCUCCGCCCAAGGGGGGCGAAACUCCCAAAAAUUAUUUAUAUGGGGUGUUUCCGAAUAGGUUAGAGUUAAGGGCGGGGGGGGGGCGUACUCAUGUUUUGCAUGCCUUAGCGGUUACACCAUUGACCAUGCGUUCCCAAUAGGGUGGAGCGUUGUUCCCACGGGAUUGACCGAUCACAAAGGUGGCUCAAAAAUGUUUUCCCUGGCCCAUCUAUACACUUCCCGUGACGUAAGGGGGGGGUCUUUGAAUCGACGGGGCGGGCUGCUACUGUAGGACCAGCUUCCCUUCGGGCACGCCGCGAAAUAACGGAUAUAUUGUACGCAGUGUGGCUAGGUCUGGCUGGUGAUGUGUUG
Molecule: messenger RNA, 1555 nt
Organism: Ectocarpus siliculosus
Lineage: Eukaryota; Phaeophyceae; Ectocarpales; Ectocarpaceae
Source: the annotation of a GenBank genome assembly